Messenger RNA from Kockovaella imperatae, 762 nucleotides. RefSeq names its product putative phosphorolytic exoribonuclease. Gene Ontology annotation, biological process: poly(A)-dependent snoRNA 3'-end processing; nuclear mRNA surveillance; rRNA catabolic process. The record is from RefSeq and is a predicted model, not a curated record. The coding region runs from base 1 to 762 and encodes 253 amino acids. The transcript is spliced from 4 exons. NCBI's taxonomy places the organism in Eukaryota, Fungi, Basidiomycota, Tremellomycetes, Tremellales, Cuniculitremaceae. Gene Ontology annotation, cellular component: nuclear exosome (RNase complex); nucleolus; cytoplasmic exosome (RNase complex).
AUGGCGAGCUCACGGUUGGAGAUAUUGAACGACGGGGGCCUUCGUCAUGACGCUAGGAGACCAUACGAGCUUCGCUCGCUAAGUCUUGAGCUAUCUACACACCCAAACGCCGAUGGCUCUUCAACCGUGUCUCAAGGUCUGACGACCGUCUCAGCGUCCGUCUUCGGACCGAGGGAACCUAAGCAAAGAGCCGGAAGUGUACACGACAAGGCGAGCGUCGUCGUGGAGGUGGGAGUUGCACCUUGGGCAGGAGCACGCGAAGUGAGACGGACACGAGGGGACAAACGACUGCUAGAGAUCGCCGCAGCUAUUCGACAAACGUUUGAACCUGUGAUCAUGACCCAUCUGUAUCCUCGUUCCGAAAUUGCAGUUCACAUUCAAGUCAUCUCAGCCGAUGGGGGCAUACUGCCCACCGCAAUCAACGCCACGACUUUGGCUCUGGUAGACGCUGGCAUAUCACUCAUCGAUUAUGUGACAUCACUCUCUCUCGGUCUGCAUCUCACACAACCCCUCUUGGAUCUAUCCGCACCGGAAGAAGCAGACCUCCCUACACUCGUCGUUGCCGCUUUGCCCAGCGGAAAAGUCACUCUAGCUCAAAUGGAGACCCGUCUGCACGUCGAUCGAUUCGAAGAAAUGUUGACACUCGGCGUCGAAGGCUGCGGCGUGUUGAAGACGGAAAUGGACCGCGUGGUCAAGGACCGGACAACUCGCGUCGUCGAACGAAUGGACAAGGUAAUUCAAGGUCGAAUCACCGGCGAUUGA